This is a messenger RNA of Fusarium graminearum PH-1, 288 nucleotides long. RefSeq lists its product as uncharacterized. Gene Ontology annotation, biological process: Mo-molybdopterin cofactor biosynthetic process. The record is from RefSeq and is a predicted model, not a curated record. Gene Ontology annotation, cellular component: cytosol. The transcript has a single exon. The coding region runs from base 1 to 288 and encodes 95 amino acids. Lineage: Eukaryota; Fungi; Ascomycota; Sordariomycetes; Hypocreales; Nectriaceae.
AUGUCGGCACCCAAGCCUCCGGCCGGACAUUUCAACGUCCUUUUCUUUGCCAGUGCGAGUUCCUUCACCGGCAAAGAUCAUGAAGCUCUGCCAGCCACUAUGGCGCUCAGCAAGCUCUUCGCCGAGCUCGAGAACAGAUAUCCUGGCAUCAAGGCAAAGAUCCUUGACUCGUGCCUUGUUACUGUCAACCUCGAUUAUGUAGAUUUGCCCGGUGAGGAGGGUGCAGAAGACACGAUGAUCCAAGAAGCAGACGAAGUGGCAAUCAUCCCUCCCGUCAGCUCCGGUUAA